GAUAAAGACUGGGAUUGUAUAACUGAGUGACACCUAGGGUGCUCAACGAUUGUGCUAAAAGGGAGGGGAGAAAAGAAUUUAUUCACAGUCUUGCAAGAACAGACGCACAGCCAGACACAUGGCAGGCGUCCCAAGAAAAGAACAUGGCAACAGUUAUAUCCUACCCCUAAUAUGCAGAUCCCUCUCCUAUUUCCCCAUUGGCUGGGUACUCCAGAGGUUACAGCAUAUCUGAGAGAGCUAACCAGCCUGCCUUUGAGAUUUUGAAUUGUACAGCCUAUUAGAGAGUUAACUAGUUUAAAUUUCUUGCUGAGAGUUCCCACCUUUGAUUAUACCCCAUAUGUCUUUACGUUCCAGUAAUCCUGGUUAUUUUUCCCAUAUAAGGAGCUGGUGCUGAUUCUAGGCUUACAUCAUGGCUUUCUCUUUUUCCUUUCUUUUACCAUGGAGCCUGUUUAAGCCAGUUCUGCCGCCAUUUUCCCUAUUCCAUGUUGCCUUUAUGUGAAAGCUAAACUUAACCCUUUCUUACAGAUUCCCUCCUCUUUAUUUUUAAACUCUUUUUAGUUUUCACAUUCUAGUUUCUCAAAUCUGCUAAGAGCUUUUUUACAUUCCUCAUCAUAGGGAUUUUUCUUUUUGAGGGGGUAUAGAUUGUUCUGCUGAUAUUCUUGGUUAGGGCAGUUUCAGUGAGUCUCUGAACUAACCCCUGAGCACAUGGGAUAAUGUAACAUCCAACUGCUGUGAACACUCCGGCUGAAAUGAUAAGGGAAGUUUCCAUUUCCCGAACCAAUUUUUUUAACCACCCUGUGAGUGGUUUGUUAAUGCUAGAAUGUUUUUGCUAGUUCUUGAAAUAAGGCCGUUAAGCUUUGUAAAGCUUUGGUGAUCGUUUCGUCAGGUGCCGAACAACUUCCCCCAAUCAUAACACUGGUACCUCCCUUUUCAGCUAGCAUCAUGUGUAGGGCCAUUCUAUUUUUCCAUGCCAUUUGGCUAGUGGCAUCUAACUGUUCUGCUAUUCCCUUAAUGACAUCCCUGGUGUAGUUGAUAAAUCUUUGCUGAUUAUCCACAUUUUUAUUGAUGGUGACCCACCAGAAUAAGAAUGAUUGAAAUCCUGCAGCCACUUGAUUUCUAGUUUUAAACUCAUUUGGAACAUCCCGGGGAAGCCCUAUACUCUCUAAAUAAAUUCCUUCAUCAAAGGAACCAGCUUUCUAAAAUGUCCAAUAAAGAAUCUUGUGGAAAAAAAGAGAAGUCUCAGGGAAAAGGCACCGCCUCAUCAUCCAGCUUUGAUGAAGAUAAGAAGGGGAAAAAAUCCUUAACAAGUUCUACUAGUUCAGCUUACUCUGUAAGAGCAGUUUCAUCAGAGAAGAGAAAACUGAAAUCAGAUCAUACCGACAUUCUGUACUGUAAUACAAAAAGAAGACAGGAGCUGAAAAGAUUGAAUGUAGAGCCUGACACUCCAAGAAAGAAACCAAAAAUCAGCUCUUCAUCCCAAGGACUUGUUAAACUCCAAGAGGCAUCAUAUUCAAAUGAUAAUCAAGUUAUUUCACAGAGUCCUUCAAAUGGAACUAAAAAAGAUAUAAGUAAACAUGUAGAUUUUAAAUUUAAAGAUAUUAAAUUGGCAGACAUUAGGUGUAAGUGUGACCAUGAACUUAAAAACCUUAGUGUGUCUAAGAUUUCGAAAGAUAUGAAACCUAAAGCUGAAGGCCAGGCAAGUGAAAAAAGAGGUCCUCAUUUACUUGCUCAGAGAGAGAAGAAGAAAGAACUCAAGAAAGCAACAUGCAAUAAAUUGAGAGACAGUUCAGAAAAAUGUGUCUUGGAUAAAUGCAAGAGAAAUCAAUUUUCUGAGGAUUGUAAUUCCAACAAGAUGAUUAGGGAACCACUCAAGUCUAAAAGAAAGAAGAUAAGUUUCAAAAUCCCAUUAAAAUCCCAUGAUACCCUUCAGAAACUUGCAGGAAAAAAUGUCUUCAAUUUAGAUUUUAGCAAGUUAAACGCUAAACAGAAGGACAAAGAAUGCCAGGAAAACUCCCAGGUUUCAUUAAAUUUGACUAGGUACAAAAGUGAACAUUUAUCUUCAGAUUCCACAUUUAAGCAGACUAUUCAUGAGUGGAAAGAAAAAUAUCAUCAUGAGCAUCAAGAAAAGAAUUCUUCAAGUUCUAGUGAAAAUACAACCCAGAGUUUUGAAGCCCCGUGUUCUUCUGUGUCACCUGAAAGUAUUCAAGAUACAGAUCAAGAGAUGCAGAUAGUAGAAGAGCUUCAUACUGCACGUGUGAGAAAAAGUUUGGAUUUACCUGUGGUUCCACCUUCUGAAGAGUUAAUGAGUAUGGAAAUUGACUUGGUGGAAGAUAAUGUACAUUCUUCUGCUGCAAAUGCUGCUUCAGACAAAAAGCUCCUUAUUGUUAUUGACACAAAUAUUCUGAUGAAUCAUCUCAAAUUUGUUAGAAUUUUGAAGACAACAGAAAUACCAGACUUUGACAGAGUUGUGUUGAUAAUUCCCUGGGUGGUUGUGCAGGAAUUAGAUCGUAUGAAAGCAGGAAAACUACUAAAACAUGGCCAGCACAAAGCUAUACCUGCAGUUCAUUUCAUCAAUGACAGUCUUAAAAAUCAAGAUAGAAAGCUGUGGGGUCAAUCAAUACAACUUGCAUCUCAAAAACUUUAUGGAUUAAGUGAUGAGAACAAUGAUGAUCGAGUAUUAAAAUGCUGCCUUCAGUACCAGGAAUUAUUCCCUUGUUCUCUUGUUAUUCUGUGCACGGAUGAUAGAAAUUUAAGAAAUAAAGGCCUAAUGAGUGGUGUGAAGUCACUCAGUAAAGAAGAAUUGAGGACAGAGUUAUUAAACUUAUCUCUGAAUACAGAUGUGUGUCAUCAGCCUUGUAUUUCUAAGCAACAAUUGAAAGCAGAUGCAACACUCUUAGGAGAAAGCUACGAAAAAGAAUCUACAAAUUCUGGACUAUCCAUUCUUCUUGAAAGCAUCAUGUCUGAUCUUGAAAAAUCUCUUGGAACAGCUUUAUCUUCAAUAUUAGAAACAGAAAUGAAAAUUGCUUUUGGAAACCUGUGGAUGGAGGUGCUGUACUUAAAACCACCAUGGACUCUAAUACAUUUAUUACAGUGCUUUAAAAAACACUGGUUGGCUGUAUUUGGAUUAGUUAUGGAAAAGAAACUACUUUUAACCAUUGAGAACCUAUAUGAAAAUCUCUGUAAAGCUAAUAAUGCAGUGGAUUUUACAACAGCCGAGUUCCUGCUUCAGGAUUCUAAAAGUUUGUUACAUGCUUUCAGUACAAGGUCAAAUUAUGAUGGUGUUCUUCCACAGGCCUUUGCUGAAGUAAACAAACUGCACCAAACAUUUGCAGAGGUCAAAACAAAUAAGCCAAGUCCUUCAGAAAACCCAGUGGGUAAAAAGCAGGAAGAUGCUUCUUCAAUGAAGUCCAGUAGCCAAGAGAUCACCUUUUCCUCGGGUUCUCAACUUCUCCAACUUAACCGACAUCAAGAAAUCUGGUCUGUACUAGAGAAUGUUUGGAUUACACUGUAUCAGAACAGCAUGGAUGUUUUUCAAAGAUUGGGCUCUAAUUCAGCUCUGACUUCUUCAAAAAUAGCAUCAUUUGAAGAAGCAUUUCUGUAUCUUCAAAAGCUAAUAACAACUGUGAAGGAUAUUCUUGAAGGAGUUCAGAGGAUUUUGGCCCCCAACAGUAAUUAUCAAGAUGUUGAGACCCUCUAUAACUUCCUAAUCAAGUAUGAGGUAAAUAAAAGUGUCAAAUUUACUGCCCAGGAACUUUAUGAUUGUGUUUCACACACUGAGUAUCGGGAAAAGUUAACCAUUGGAUGCCGCCAACUGGUUGAGAUGGAAUAUACCAUGCAGCAGUGCAAUGCAUCUGUCUAUAUGGAAGCCAAAAACAGGGGCUGGUGUGAAGAUAUGCUCAACUAUAGGACCUAAGUGCUGAUUUGUAACUUAAAAGGAAUUGACUUUGUCUUCAAGAAUAACGGAGUACCUUCAGCCCGGUCACUUUUUUGAGCCAAAUGCUAGAGAAUUGUAAGAAAUGCCUUAUAAGUAUAGAAAUGUGAUAGCCUAUUACUUCCAGUCUCAUUGAGGCUUUUAAAAAAAGCUUAAUGCAUCCAUUAUAAGAUUGCUUCUGGAGUUAAUGUUACCUCCCUACCUCUACUGAUACUGAGCCAGUAUAUGAAAGGAAAGGAGAAUCAUCUCUUCAGUCAUCUACUGUGGCAUCUGAGGAAGGUCCAGGACACAGCAUUAGCAUCUCUUUCACCCCUAAAUAUGGACAUAUGACCAGAGAUACUUCUAAACCCCAAGAAAGAAUUAGUACAUGACCAUGCUCACCAUAUCCACAAAUGAAAUCUUACCCUGGACUGUUUUCAUGAUCAAAUUGUCUUCCAUGUAGACCUGGUAAAAAUAACACUCCCCAUUUGCCCCAGCCCUUUCCCCACUCUUUCAAGGUAAUAAAACUCCAACUCUGACUUCA
Messenger RNA from Choloepus didactylus (southern two-toed sloth), 4454 nucleotides. It is a transcript of the gene SWT1, whose product is annotated as SWT1 RNA endoribonuclease homolog. Gene Ontology annotation, cellular component: nucleus. Lineage: Eukaryota; Metazoa; Chordata; Mammalia; Pilosa; Megalonychidae. The record is from RefSeq and is a predicted model, not a curated record. The transcript is spliced from 19 exons. The coding region runs from base 1202 to 3913 and encodes 903 amino acids.